Acanthosepion pharaonis is the source of this 468-nucleotide messenger RNA. NCBI's taxonomy places the organism in Eukaryota, Metazoa, Mollusca, Cephalopoda, Sepiida, Sepiidae. The record is from the annotation of a GenBank genome assembly.
AUGGUGGAAGACAGGCUUGUUACAAUGCAGAUCUGGGAUACAGCUGGCCAAGAAAGGUUUCAGAGUCUUGGUGUUGCUUUUUACAGAGGAGCUGACUGCUGUGUGCUAGUUUUUGAUGUAACAGCACAAAAUACUUUCAAAUCCCUGGAAGGUUGGAGAGAUGAAUUCCUUAUACAGGCCAGUCCCCGAGAUCCUGAAAACUUUCCCUUUGUUGUAAUAGGAAAUAAAAUUGAUUUAGAGAACAGAGCAGUUUCUGCAAAAAGAGCUCAAGGAUGGUGCCAUGGCAAGGGAGAUAUACCAUACUUUGAAACAAGUGCAAAAGAAGCUAUUAAUGUUGAACAGGCUUUUCAAACUGUGGCCAAAAAUGCAUUGGCCCAAGAACCAGAAGUGGGGAUGUAUAAUGAAUUUCCUGACCAGAUUAAGCUUACAAGUGAACAAAACAAACCCCGGGAAGGCUGUGGAUGUUAG